Pogona vitticeps (central bearded dragon) is the source of this 2404-nucleotide messenger RNA. The record is from RefSeq and is a predicted model, not a curated record. NCBI's taxonomy places the organism in Eukaryota, Metazoa, Chordata, Lepidosauria, Squamata, Agamidae.
UAUAGUCACUGGGAACUACCAGCACAUCCUGGCUUUGGCAUUUGCUGUGAACGAGAUCAAUCAAGACCCACAUCUGUUACCCAACAUCACACUGGGGUUCCGUAUUUAUGACACUUGUCUGAAUGCAUGGUGGACCAAUCAUGCUGCAGUUGAGCUUAUUUCUUCAUGGAAGAGCCGUGUUCCUAAUUAUAAGUGCGAUAUUCAGGACAAUCUCCUGGUGGUCAUUGAGGAACUGACGUCUUACUUCUCUGAUGAGAUCCAAAAUAUUUUUGGUGUCUACAAGAUACCACAGAUCACACAUGGCUUUUCUUCAGUUGAAAGACGAGGCGCCAAACUUCUGCCAAUCUAUCAGAUGUCUCCAAAUGGAUCCCAUCAGUACAAAGGGAUUAUUCAGUUGCUUCACCAUUUCAAAUGGAGAUGGGUUGGAUUUUUUGCUGCAAAUGAGGAGAUAUUAGAAUGGUUUGUGAAGGAAAUGCUUCCAGAAUUUUCUAAAAGGGGCAUCUGUUUGGCUGCCAUGGAAUCAUUCACUAGUAUAAAUUACGACGCUGACAAGGAUGGUUUUAUGAUAAGUUCUAUAACAUUUUACAAUAAACUCAUAAAUAACAAAGCGAACGUGUUGAUCUUUUAUGGAGACUCGCGCACUACAAUACCACUGAGGUGGCUGCUGAAUCAAGAAUUCAAACAAAAAAUGUAUCAGCCAAAAGGAAAGGUUUGGAUACUAACCAUUGGGUUGGAGUUAAAAAACAUUGCCAGAGGAAAGAGUUGGGAAGUACAAGACUUCCAUGGAGCAUUGUCCUUCACACUCCACUCCAAUGAACUUCAAGGAUUCCAACAAUUUAUCCAGAACAGAAAUCCUUACAGCCAUAAUGGAGAUGAUUUUAUCAAAGAGUUCUGGGUUGAGGCAUUUGGUUGCUCCUUUCAGGAUUCUGUUCAGGGACAUUUGAGUGGGCAUAUCUGUACUGGAGAGGAGAAACUGGAUAAUCUCCCUGAGCAUGUUUUCCCAAUGAGUGUCACAGGCCAGAGCUACAGCAUUUACAAUGCUGUCUAUGCAGUGGCUCAUGCUUUACACACCAUGUAUUCAACCAUAUCCCAAACCAAGGCAGUUAUGAAGGGAGAGAGAAGGAACCUUCAUGAACAGCAGUUGUGGCAAGUCAAUCGCAUUCUGAAAUCCGUGUCAUUUAAUAACACUGGGGAAGAGGUUCGCUUUGAUGAGAACGGGGAGCUAGUUGCUGGAUUUGAUAUCAUUAAUUGGGUCACAUUUCCAAAUGAAUCCUUUAUUGGAGUCCGAGUUGGAAAGAUGGACCCCUGGGCUCAUCCAGAUGAAACAUUCAGCAUUAAUGAGGAUGCUAUUGUAUGGCACAGCUGGUUUAAUAAGGCCCAGCCCCUUUCCGUAUGUAAUGCCAACUGCCAACCUGGUUAUAGGAAGAAAAAGAAGGAAGGGGAGCCCUUUUGUUGUUAUGAUUGCAUUCCAUGUCCAAAAGGUUGGAUAUCUGAUAAGGAAGAUUUGGACAACUGUUUCAAGUGUCCAGAAGAUCAAUAUCCAAAUGAGGACCAGAAUUUUUGCAUUUCCAAGACAGUAACGUUCUUAUCUUAUGACGAACCUUUGGGUCUUGGUUUAGCCACCUGUGCACUCUCGUUUUCUCUCAUCACUGUUCUGAUACUAGGAGUGUUUCUCAAGCACCGAGAAACCCCCAUCGUCAAAGCCAACAAUCGGAACCUCACCUACACUCUUCUUAUCUCCCUCCUUCUCUGCUUCCUUUCUGCAUUGCUCUUCAUUGGCCAACCUGAGAAGGUAACCUGUCUCCUCCGGCAAACUGCCUUUGGCAUCAUCUUCACCAUGGCUGUUUCUGCUGUACUGGCCAAAACCGUCACUGUGGUUCUAGCUUUUAUGGCAACACAGCCAGGAUCCAGGAUCCAGAAGUGGAUGAGGAAAAAAAUGACCAGCUUCAUUGUUCUCUCUUGCACUGUUCUUCAAGCAGGCAUUUGUCUUGGAUGGCUGGCCACUUCUCCUCCAUUCCCAGACACUGACCUGCAUUCCAUGCUGAAAGAUAUUUUACUGCAGUGUAAUGAGUCAUCACCCACAAUGUUUUACCUUGUGCUGAGUUUCAUGGGCUUUUUGGCUAUUGUUGGCUUUGUUGUGGCUUUCUUUGCUCGGAAACUGCCAGACAGGUUUAAUGAAGCCAAAUAUAUCAGUUUCAGCAUGCUGGUAUUUUGUAUUGUUUGGUUGGCUUUUGUUCCAAACUACUUGAGCACCAAGGGAAAAUCCAUGGUAGCUUUGGAAAUCUAUUCCAUUUUUGUCUCUAGCAUGGGUUUGUUAGGUUGCCUUUUUUUCCCAAAAUGUUAUAUAAUUUUGUUGAGACCUGAACUAAACAAGAAGGAGUGCUUCUUAAGGAAGAAGCAUUGA